Molecule: messenger RNA, 2579 nt
Organism: Elgaria multicarinata webbii
Lineage: Eukaryota; Metazoa; Chordata; Lepidosauria; Squamata; Anguidae
Product: E3 ubiquitin-protein ligase RNF130-like
Exons: 1
Coding region: 651-1208 (185 amino acids)
Source: RefSeq, a predicted model, not a curated record
UUCUGAUGCGCUACGGGCUGCGCAGCUGAAGAAAAGCAGCGGCGUAGCGCUGAACCGCUUCCUUCUUGCCUGCCCAUUCGCCCCUCGUUGCGUAGAAGCUGCUGCAGUUGCAGCCGCCCUGGAAGGGGGAUGAGCGGGAGGCGCCCGACUCUCCUGUGGCAACUCGACCAGAGCCCGCCCUGAAAGAGAGGGGUAACCCACUUCGCUUGUCUCCGUCCCGUCAGCAUUGCUCCCCUGGUCGCUCGCUCCCCUAGAAGGUUUCUGGAAAGACGAAGCCCUCCGAGAAUCGCUGCCGCCGCCUCUCCUUGGCUGAAAUUCAGGGGAAGCGCCAGCAGAGGGAAGGAACCAGGUUGGCCCAGAGCAGCGCAUUGUACUGUGAACAACUGAAGAACUACUCGGUCUUCGGAGGAUUAUCUUCUUUUUAAGGCUUCUGGCUACGACACCCCCCCCCCCCUUUCCCGCCCAGUCAGCAGUCACUUUAAGUGGGGCUGUAUAUCUGCCAGGCAUCCAGGAUUAGCUUUCUUUCCUCUUCGCAUGAUUUCCUUUGUACUGUGAAAUGGACUAAGUGAUAUAUUUAUGCAAACGUAGACACACCUUACUCAGCAGAAUUUUUGAAGUAAAAAACAACACUUUUUUUUAAACGGCUGGAAAUGAUCCUAAAGUGGAUUUUGCCCUACUGGAACUAUUUGCUUCCUGUGCCCAUUUUGGUCCAGUUUUAUCCUUAUGCUUUCUUAGAUACUGCAGAUGAUGCCAACCGAGGAUAUGUGCUACCUGAUGUUAAAAUGACUGUAUUGAAUCCUGAUGGUUCAGUACGAGAUUCGAUAAGCUUUGAUCCUGGACGCUAUGGGCUCCAAUCUCCCAGAGUAGCUGUCAAAGGCUUGCUUGUCGCACCCUUGCCUGUCAAUGAAGAUCCUUUCGGUUGUAAUCCCCAAACAAAGUUUCAUGUUCCUCCAAACACGAAGCAGUGGAUUGCCCUACUGAAGCGAGGAAAAUGCACUUUUAAGCAAAAAAUACUGCAGGCAGCUUCAUAUAACGCAUCAGCUGUGGUAAUUUACAACAUAUCUGGGGAAGGGCCAGUCACUAUGACUCAUAAUGGAACUGGAGACACUGUUGCUGUCAUGAUCAAAGAAUCAAAGAUUAAAAUGAUCCUGUAUUAUUUAGCAAAUAACAUGACUGUCCUAACUACAAUAGCAGUUGGAUCUCAGUGAUAAAUCUAACAUGUAGUCAUGGAUCUCUUGUCUACUAAGCAUUUCUAUUCAUAUUAUCAACAGUAAUUUUUUCCGUAUGGUUCAGGGAUGGGCAGAAAGUAAAUUGCCAAAUGUUUUGUACUUCAACUCCUAAUGUUCCUGAUAGUUGGUCAUGCUAGCAGGGACAUCUGUGAAUUGAAGUCCCAAAUAUAUGGAGGCUGGCUUCCAGUUCAUGGGGUUAGGACGCUAUUUUUAAAAUGGGAGUUUCUUAUUGGCCACAAAUUCCUGGGUUUUUCCUCUUCCUCAUGGUACUGGAUAGGAAUUGGGGUUGAUUUGGUCCUUCCAGGACUAAGUCAGCACUGGAUUCUGCAAGUCCAAGAGCAAUUGUGAUGGAGUGAAAUGGAUGACGUCCAUUAACAAAGAAUCCAAUCCGCAGCAACCUUUGAGGAAGGCAAGAAAGCGGUUUCUGAAUUAAAGUGGCUUCUUUUGCUAAAGUAAAGAGUAACUGCCAGCAUGUAACCUUGGUACCAGUUGUUAACAGGACUAAUUUGACAAGAAACGGAAGAAUAUCCUCAGAAUAGUGGAUAGUACAUCUUUAAUGCUUUUGGAGAAGAAGACAACAGUUGUCUAGAAAAAUACACUGAUAUUUCAAAGGGAUAGACAGACGUUUAUUGAGGAAAUGGUGACACUUUCACCUAUAAAGAUGUUGGGUGCAGGGAGAAAUUCUAAAUGCCCACAUCUGGACCCAGCUCCAAAACAUCUGAUCCCAUCUCUGAUCCAUAUAACAGCUUUUAAGUUUAUUCAAAAAUGCUAGCCAGUUUAGAAUAGUUAUGAAACUUAGAAUGGUCUAGGAUGCUUUGAACUAGAUGGGCUGGAGGGAAUUUUAUUAGGGAGAUGCAGAUUUAGGAUUUUUAUUGCUUUCAAUAGAUGCUUUGUCAUUAUUAUGCAGUUAUUAAUAUCAUCUAUAUUAUUUCUUUAUAUACAUGAUCAGGAUAUUAUUUCCUAAUAACUGCUAUUCUUUUUAUUACAUUGUACUGUCUGCAUAGAUGUUUUACUAUUUCUGUGUUGUAGGCCAACCAUAUGAUUUGUCUACCAUUUCUGUUUUGAGCAUUGUAUCUACAGACUACUUAAUUGAUUCCAGAAUUUGUGCUUCUUGUCUUUGGUUCAGCUUUAGCCACUGGAGUGCAACUUUGAAACUUUUAAGCAAAAAAUACUGCGGUCAGCUUCAUGUAACGCAUAAAGUUAAGGGUGUUAAACUGCUGCUUUUUAUAUCAAGCAGAGACUUGGGCGGGGAUGGCAUUAGCUGGAUGUUGUACCCAUGAACCGCUUUAGAAUAAUUUUUUUUAUUGUUUGUAGCCAAUGGCCAUUACAACAUCAUAAAACAUUAAGAAC